Messenger RNA from Gopherus flavomarginatus (Mexican gopher tortoise), 789 nucleotides. RefSeq names its product zinc finger protein 22-like. Lineage: Eukaryota; Metazoa; Chordata; Testudines; Testudinidae. The record is from RefSeq and is a predicted model, not a curated record. The transcript is spliced from 3 exons. The coding region runs from base 1 to 789 and encodes 262 amino acids.
AUGGGGGACAAAGAUGAGAAAUUGAAGCUAAAGAUUUUCUACUGUCUCAUUGGUGGACAACAGAAGAGAAGCUGUCUAAUUCUCCAAAUUGAAGAGAUAUCAUCAAUGGAGGAAGGAGAGGAGCUGUCUAUCCUAUAUUUACAGGACCCAGUGGAAAGGCAAUUUCUGAGGGGUGACCACACAACUGGUGAUAGGAUCCCGAGAGAAAGAAAGGAGAAGGAUCCUCAUCAGGAGUAUCCUGAGGAACUGAAACCACAUGGAAAGUUACCAGAGAUUGCCAAAGGCAAUAUUUUCCAUUAUUCUGAUCAAGGGAAAGUCUGUGAGAGUCAGCAUAGACCAGAGAGCAAGCAGGAAGGAUUUCUAGCAAAGAAGUGGUAUAAAUCAACUCAAUCUGAAAGAGAUUUCAGCAAAUCCCAAAAUGUUAUCAUCCACCACAAAAUCAACACAGGAGGGAAACCAAACAUAUGUGCUGAAUGUGGCAAAAGUUUCAGUCGGAGCUCUACACUCUUCCAGCAUCAGAGAAUUCACACGGGUGAAAAACCCUAUAAGUGUCAGGACUGUGCAAAAAGCUUCUGUCAGAGCUCAACGCUCAUUCAGCACCAGAGAAUGCACAGAGGAGAGAAACUUUAUCAGUGUCCUGACUGUGGCAAAGAUUUCCUUUGUAAAUCAGGACUUACAAUACAUGAGAGGAUCCACACAGGCGAGAAGCCUUACGGAUGCAGUGACUGUGGCAAAAGCUUCAGGACGAAGUCCCAACUAGUGUCACAUCAAAGAGUCCACACCAAAUAG